CACCUAUCUACUCCAUGGAUCUAUGGAAACUCUAGCUAGACCUGGAACUAUAUUUCACUUUGUAUUUAUAUUAUUGUCGUGAAAUCGGAACAUCCUAGAGAUCGGUUUCUUCUUGGACUCUUUCUACUUAUUUGAUUGUAUCGGCAAAUCUUUGUUUUGCCUAUUCUACUAGUUAGACGGUUUAAUCUGAUAUACAAAUAGCUUCGUUCCUCCAUACGUAUACUACAUAGAACAAACCUUAGCAGCUAAGCUUGCAGAACCCCUACUUCAGUAUGCCUACAAAUCCAGGGGGUAGACCGCCCCGUCGCCCUCACGACUCUGGGGAUCGUACGAACAGACCACGGCCAAAUCAUUACCACCACGAUAGCACCAGACCAGAACCAGGCCGGACAACAGUCCGCAGCGAUCCCUGGCAGUCGGUUAGUGCGUUGCAACUAGGACUUCACCCACGCCCCUUCCGUGAGCUACACUUCGAGCGCAUGUAUCUCCUGGAAAAGCUCCAGCAGCACGACGAACGGGCCCUCCAACUAUUCGGUAGAGUCCCCGACGUCGACGAGCAAAUCGAACACGCUAAAAACCAAUCUGAAGAUAGGCGGGCGAAGAAACUCCGCGGCUGGCUGAGGCACCGCAUCACUGAUAUAGUCGAGGAGGAGAAGAAGACGCUGGAGCGGCUGAGCGAGCUCCACGUCGAGAUACAGUGCCAGGAGAGAUGGCGGCAAGUCGACGAGGGCAGGACAGCCCGAGGCCUUCCGCAGCAGAACCACAACCCUAACUACUCGGGUUUCGCAGCGCCGCCGGCUCCGCCAUGGCCCUACGGAGACAUUCGGUAUCCUAAUAUGCCAUACUGGAACCCCUUUCCAGCGCCGGUGGUUUAUCCCGGACCAUACUGGGCAGGUCCAGCUCAUGUGUAUCCCCUCCACAUGCCCGAAGCACCUGACACACCCGAGGGCUUCGGGGCAGGCGGCACCUUUGUUGCCAGUGGCAGUAAUACAUUGAACGACGGGUCUGUCAGCCAUUCGGAAACGGCUGAGGGAGACCACCCCGAGGCGGAACAGGGGCGGCGGAGCACGCCUUCUACCACUGGCGAAGACGAGAUGGAAUAUGCCUGGUCUCGGAGAGAUUCUGUAUGAUUUUAGACUGUCUAGGGUAUUGGCACGGUUUUCUAGGGGCAUACUGCGAAGGGGGGAUAACAUGGAAUUGUUUGGAUAAGGGAAGGUUCAUAAGUCAUCGAUUAGAGUGUUCAUAAUGAGAGUGAGAAAUCUACUGUUUUUUUUUCUUUUGUCUCGGAGAGCAGGAGUAAGACUAUUAUUACGGAUAGGAUAGGAUAGGAACCCAGUAA
This is a messenger RNA of Daldinia caldariorum, 1339 nucleotides long. RefSeq lists its product as uncharacterized. Bases 273 to 1130 code for a protein of 285 amino acids. The transcript has a single exon. Lineage: Eukaryota; Fungi; Ascomycota; Sordariomycetes; Xylariales; Hypoxylaceae. The record is from RefSeq and is a predicted model, not a curated record.